Molecule: messenger RNA, 3753 nt
Organism: Anoplophora glabripennis (Asian longhorned beetle)
Lineage: Eukaryota; Metazoa; Arthropoda; Insecta; Coleoptera; Cerambycidae
Product: transcriptional regulator ovo-like
Exons: 5
Coding region: 219-2621 (800 amino acids)
Biological process (GO): regulation of transcription by RNA polymerase II; epidermal cell differentiation
Cellular component (GO): nucleus
Molecular function (GO): DNA-binding transcription factor activity, RNA polymerase II-specific; RNA polymerase II cis-regulatory region sequence-specific DNA binding
Source: RefSeq, a predicted model, not a curated record
UCAUCAGUCUUCACAAGGACUUCAUUGGAGCAGACACGUGAAUUAACAGUACUGUACAUAAAAUUACAUCCUCUAAGGACUUAACUAAACUCGACAGUGUUGAAAACUAAUGGAACUGUGUAUUUGUUCACCCACGUGAUGUUAGUGAAGUGACACAGUGACACUUUACAUGAAAGGAUUCAGUGUAUCAGUGGUAUUUGACAAUUCGUUAAACCAAAAUGCCAAAAAUAUUCCUGAUCAAAAACCGUCUACAUCAACAGCAGCUAAGGCUUAACGAGUCCCAGAACGCAACAAACGCGAAAAGCGAACUCGGAUGCAUUCUUGGGGAUUCACAACCCUUGUCGCUGAUCGUACAGAAAAAAGACGAGAAUGAAAAGAAAGCGGAAGAUCUAUUGAAAUCAAAAUCACCGCCACCUGAGGACUCGAAUAAGUCAAAAGACAACACCCUUCCACGCCGUUUUAUAUCCUCCAUUCUUGGUGGAGACGUUCCGUACGGAAGUCGAGGCCAUGUGUUGACAAGGGCAGAAAGGAAAGAAUACCCCCCUGCAUUUUCUCAAGACAAAGUCACCAUCCCUGCAGCUCAAAAACCUUCAAAUGAUGUACCAAAACCACAAAAUUUGGCACCGGUCCGUCACUUUUCAGUCAUACAGCGUACUCCAAAAACUACAAAGAGAGAUGAAGAUACAGACACAAGAUUGCCUGCACCGUUGGUUAUACAAGAACCUGAGCAGGACCAACCUAUCGAUUAUCACAUACCUAAGAGGAAAGGUGAAACAGAGAAUGAAGAUGAAGAGAGGCGAAUUCGAGAACAAAGGAGAAGUCACUGCUCCAAAAUCAAUAAGCCUCUAAUAUCUGUUAGAUCUAUUGUAGGAAAAUUCCCUGUGACUAUGUCGGCAGCUGCAGGUCAUGGCAGGGGUUCUUCUGGAGGGCAAGCUGGAAGCAAUCAGACCAAUAAUACUUCUUCUGGUGGCGGAAGUUCCAUAAAUUUUUCAGCUGGUUCUUCAGGUGGAGGAGGGGGAGCAAUAGGUAGUGGAACUGGUGGUGGUGGUAUGAAUCCAGGGAGAGACGGAAGGCAAAAUUAUGGGCCUAGUAGUCCACCUACUGGUAGUUUGCCUCCUUUUUAUGAAUCGCUCAAAGGGGGCAAUAAUGGGAGCAACUUCAAUGCAAACAGCAAUUUUUCUUCAAACUAUAUCUUAUCAAAUCAGCAUAUGGAUUGUGAUACAGGGCAGGACUUGGCGAAUCUAGGUAUGAAUGGAGGUCAGAGUCCACCAAAACAAUAUUCCACACUACAAAAUGCUUCUUACGGCAUUGUUAUGAAAGAUGAAAAUGAUUUAGAGUUAUACGAGUCUAAAAUGGAUCCUAUGAAUCAGUUACUCCCCGGAGGCUAUUCUGGAUAUGACGAAUCAAUGAUGGUCGACAUGGUAUCUGGUUCAGUUGUGGAUCCUCUACAAUUUACAGCUACAUUAACAUUUUCCACUUCGGCAGAACAUGCUUUAUUGGAAAGUCUAUCAGACGCGGCGGAUCUUUCAACAUUUCUCCAAAGGCUUCCUACCGAAGAAAAUGAUAACGAAGACAUAAUCACAAGCAAUAUUCAGUCACCUGCUAUCACACCAGAAUCUCAAUUGCAACAAGUUGAUCAAAAUAUCGAUGGCUUUAGCGAACAAAUGUUAAAUAGAAAUUAUGAGAAUCGAGGUAACUUUAACCAAAGUCAAUUUUCAAAGAUGUAUCAAGAGUCAUUGCCCUCCUAUCAAUCAUCGAUAAAUAAUGACACCUUGCAGACCCAAAUGCAUCAGCAGCAGAUGUUGUCACCCACUCUCUCUUUCAAUGGAAGCGCAUUAGAUUUAGAUUCUCCAACAACUAUGUCUUUGCCGUCGCCCGGAGCAACAAGCUGUUCCCUGGAUGGAGCUCAUAAUGAUAGAGCAUCUAUUAGCCCACCAGCAAAUGUGAGUGGUCGCCGUGAUAGUACAAGCAGCGAUCCGCCAACCCUGCAGGGCAGGGUAAAUGUUUUGCAUAGGUUGGGGCUACCGGCAGAAGUACAGUUAGAAUUCGUUAAUGGAGGUCAUGGUAUUAAAAAUCCUCUGGCCAACCAGGAGACUGUACGAACUGGGAGCAGGUCAGAUGAAAAAAGCAAGGUAGCAUCUAUAACGACAGAAGAUGGCCAGACAAAUUUUGCAUGUCGAAUUUGUAACAAAACAUUUGCCUUGCAACGUCUCCUUAACAGGCAUAUGAAAUGUCAUUCGGAUGUGAAAAGAUAUCUUUGCACCUUUUGCGGAAAAGGAUUUAAUGACACAUUUGACUUAAAGAGGCACACAAGAACACAUACAGGAGUACGGCCUUAUAAAUGCAGCCUUUGUGAAAAGUCGUUUACUCAGAGAUGUUCUUUAGAGUCCCACUGCCUCAAAGUACAUGGUGUACAACAUCAAUAUGCUUAUAAAGAAAGAAGAACUAAGGUAUACGUCUGCGAAGAGUGUGGACACACGACUAAUGAACCGGAAGUUCAUUACUUACAUUUAAAAGAUAAACACCCAUACAGCCCUGCUUUGCUCAAAUUUUAUGAUAAAAGGCACUUUAAGUUUACAAAUUCAAAUUUUGCUAACAUGCUCUUGCAAGUACGUACCUAAAUAUUUAUAAUAUUUAUAUUUAUUUGCAAUCCAUCCAAUGUAGAAAAUUAAUUUCUUUACACAUUGGAAGGAAAAAUUCUUUUAAUUUUCUUCUGUGAUAAUAUAAAUUUAAACCUUUACGACAAUCGAUAACGAUACAGUUAUCUUCAGGAAAUGGAAAAUAAAAUGAGGAAACAGGCCUAACAAGACCGCACAUAAUAAAUAAAGCAGAGACUAUAAUAAAAAUCGGGUUUUUUGUGCAAUCAGGUGGAAGGAACUGGGUUAAUUAAGUAAGUGUAGCUUAGUUGAACUGUAUAGCAUUGGAACGUUGUUAGAAUUUAGAAAGAACGAUGGGAUUAUAUAAAAGCACAGUUUAUACCUUUUCUAAUAAAUAUGAAAUUCACAAGCGAGGUUUUGGGUACAGUAGUUAAAAUAUUUCUGAACUUUAACACGUUCCUAUCUCUGUUCUGGUGCUUCAUAGACAAGUUCAAAACUAUGGUGCUACAGAAUUUAUAAUAUUUCAAGCGUUGUGAUUAGUUUUCUUUUUCUCUUACAACGAACAAAAUCUGCAAUACUUUAGUCUUGUUAGAGUGAGAACUUGUUGUUAUUAAAUAAAGUUUGUGUGUUGAUACUAAUGUUUGUACAUAGAAAUAUUUAGUUUAUCUACUAUAAGUACCUUUUUAUCUUAUAGUUGAACUACUCAGUUUGACGUGUUAAUAUGUACUAGUUAAAUGUUUGCCAGUGUACCUAUAAAUGUUGAUUUAAAUUAAUGUUAUUUAUAUUUCUUUUUACAUCACAGUAUUCAUGACCUCUAGAUUUAUAUUAUUUAAUGGAACUGAGUUUAUCUGAAAUAAAAAAUUAUUAGCUUUUCUUAUUUAAAAAAUUAGCUUUAAUUUUUUCAUAUGUAUAUGUAACUUAAUUUGUAUUUAUAACUUCACACUUCAGAUAUUACUUAAUAUAGAACAAAAUAUGUAUUUUCCUAAUGUUGUUAUAAAAUAAAUUAUAUACACAAAAAAAAGUAUUUUUUUGACAAUAUAUUGUACCGCAAUGCAAACUAGAACAAAAUAUGUACUUCCCUAAUGUUGUUUUAAAAUAAACUAUAUGCAUAAAAAACUUUUGCAUUUUUUAUCGAACACAAUACAGGCUGUUACAA